This is a messenger RNA of Penicillium canariense, 1533 nucleotides long. RefSeq lists its product as uncharacterized. Gene Ontology annotation, cellular component: extracellular region. The transcript has 5 exons. NCBI's taxonomy places the organism in Eukaryota, Fungi, Ascomycota, Eurotiomycetes, Eurotiales, Aspergillaceae. Gene Ontology annotation, biological process: carbohydrate metabolic process; sphingolipid metabolic process. Bases 1 to 1533 code for a protein of 510 amino acids. Gene Ontology annotation, molecular function: cellulose binding; glucosylceramidase activity. The record is from RefSeq and is a predicted model, not a curated record.
AUGUCUAUCACUCUUCUCUUGUUCCUGGGAGUCGCCUUCCAGCUGGGGCGUACCGCCGCCCAGACAACGGUGACGGUGAAUGCAGCCACAACCUACCAAGUAAUUGAUGGAUUUGGCUUCUCUGAGGCGUUUGGCUUCGGAAGUGGAGUCGAAAAUGCACCUGCCGCACAACAGACUCAGGCCUUGAACUACAUGUUCAGCACUACCGAAGGAGCUGGUAUGACCAUCCUCCGAAACAGAGUUGCAGCCGCCCCAUACGACACUAUUGAACCCAACAAUCCCGGAUCGCCCUCUGCGACUCCGACUUACAGCUCGAUCGGUGACGACUCCAGCCAGGUCCGUAUCAUAGCAAGCCCUGCCGCGAUGUUCUGGUCCAAGAACGCCCGCGCUAUGGGUGUCAAGUACAUUUAUGCGGACGCGUGGAGCGCUCCGGGAUUCAUGAAGACCAACGGUGACUACAUCAACGGUGGUUACCUCUGUGGCGUGACCGGAGAGUCCUGUUCCUCUGGCGAUUGGAGGCAGGCGUUUGCGAAUUAUCUUGUGCAGUAUCUUCAAGACUACAAGAGCCAGGGUAUCAAUGUUGACUUUAUUGGCUUCUUGAACGAGCCUGAACUCGCGACAAGCUACGACUCCAUGCUGUCUAACGGUACACAGGCUGCCUCCUUCAUUCCAAUUCUCCAUGCCGCCAUUCAGAAUGCCGGUCUUUCUACUGGAGUUACUUGCUGCGAUGCCGAGGGUUGGAACGCCCAAGUGAACUUUACGCAGCAGAUCAUCUCUGCUGGGGCUGAGCAAUAUUUGUCUCGUAUUACUUCUCACUGGUACACGUCACGGGGUAAAUCUCCCAUUAACACUAGUCUCAGGGUGUGGGAAACUGAAUACGCAGACUUGGAUGAUGCAUUCAGUACGACUUGGUACUCUAGUGGGGCAUUCAAUGAAGGGCUUACAUGGGCCAAACUUAUUUACCAAGGUCUUGUUGACUGCAAACUUAGCGCUUUCCUCUACUGGAUUGGCGCUCAAUCCGACAGCAACGCUGCGGGGCUGGUGACUCUCACGGGAUCUGGCUCGUCUACACAAGUGACAGCGUCGGCCUCUCUGUGGGCCUUUGCUAUGUUCUCCCGUUAUAUCAGGCCAGAUGCCGUCCGUAUCGGCACCUCUGGUUCUCCUUCGAACACCCAAGUAGCGGCAUUCAAGAACACGGAUGGCUCAAUCGUGACCGUCAUGAUCAACUCGGGCGCAAGCUCGCAGAGCGUCUCCCUGGGGUCCGGGUCUGCUACAUCGGCCAAGGCGUACUACAUGGACAAUUCGGUAUCGUCACCUACUGGCCUCUCAAUCAACCUGAGUGGCGGCAGUAUAGGGGCUACCCUUCCCCCUUACUCGGUAGUUACCUUUGUUACUAGCACUAGUAGCGAAACUGGCACCGCUGUAGUUCAGCACUGGGGUCAGUGUGGGGGGCAGGGUUGGACUGGGUCCACUGUCUGCGCGAGCCCGUACACUUGCGAGGUGUCGAAUCCGUACUAUUCACAAUGUCUCUAA